Anthostomella pinea is the source of this 897-nucleotide messenger RNA. NCBI's taxonomy places the organism in Eukaryota, Fungi, Ascomycota, Sordariomycetes, Xylariales, Xylariaceae. The record is from the annotation of a GenBank genome assembly.
AUGGCGCCAGACCUCAAGGCCCUGCUCACACCCGCGCUCUUCACCAAGAUGGUCGAGACAUGGAUACCCUACAAGAAGACUGAUCCAAUCGAAGACUUCGACAAAUGCAUCCAGUACAUGUUCUUCGAGUCGGCUACUGACAACCUCAAAGUGCGCGACAAGGCAUGGCCAGCCCUCAUAGCUCUUAGCGAGUUGGGUCUCGACAACGUCCCAGACACGAUGAGCUUCUUACCUCUAGUCGAGAGCCCCGACUUUCCAGAACAGGCCUUCGGCUUGAUGUUGUUUCUUGACCAGGCUCCGCGCCUCUUGCUGCAGGGCGUCGAUACAAGAUGGACAUACGCCUACUUCGGCGAGAUCGCGCUCAAGUUCGCGCUGCAGCUAGAAGCUCUUCCCGCUGACCUGCGACCGUCUGCCUGGGCGCGCUGGAAGGAUUUCGCCUCGAUGGGCUACUUCGUCUGGGUACGCCUCCACUUCGGCGCGCCCAUCAUCCAUCACGAGAAGAUGGGCGAAGAGGCCGCGGCAUUCACAGAGGAGACGCGCAGCCUCAUCGAGCGGCACUACGGUGUGCAUGAUCCGUACCGCGACCAGCCCGAGAAGCGCUGGGACUUGUACGGAUUCCCGAACAUGCUGGAGGCGGGCGGGCCCAAAGGCCCGUGUAGCGUCGCUGAUGGCUGUUUCUGGCUCAUGUGCUUGAUGGAUGUGCACAAACCGCCACUUGAUAAGUACGGCCGCUACCCAUAUCAGAACUGGCGACUCGGCCGGGUCAAUACGCCGGAGGAGGAUGAAUGGAUGGACAACGCGGGCAUGUUCCGCGCGCCAUCGGACGAGGUGACCAAGAAGAUCAGAGAGGAUGUUGAGAAGGGUAUCUGGACACCAAUUGGGAGCGGCAAGGAGUAG